Molecule: messenger RNA, 1146 nt
Organism: Rosa rugosa (rugosa rose)
Lineage: Eukaryota; Viridiplantae; Streptophyta; Magnoliopsida; Rosales; Rosaceae
Product: senescence-specific cysteine protease SAG39-like
Exons: 2
Coding region: 15-1037 (340 amino acids)
Cellular component (GO): lysosome
Molecular function (GO): cysteine-type endopeptidase activity
Source: RefSeq, a predicted model, not a curated record
AAUCCUAGCCUACAAUGGAGUUCACCAACCAAAGCAAAUGCAUCUGUUUGGUUUUGGUCCUCAUGUUGGGGCCUUGGUCUUCAGAAGCCACUUCUCGCAGUCUCCAAGAUGCAUUAGCUUAUGGGAGGUACGAGCAAUGGAUGGCUCGUUAUGGACGUGUAUAUAAUGAUGUCAUUGAGAAGGAGAAGCGCUUCAAGAUAUUCAAGGAGAAUGAGGCAUUUAUAGAAUCUUCCAAUAAUGAAGGAAAUAAGCUUUACAAAUUGGGUUUGAAUCAAUAUGCAGACCUUACAAAUGAUGAAUUCAUAGCCUCGAGAAAUCGAUUCAAGGGGCAUGAAUGUUCCACAAAGACCACUACUUUCAAAUAUGAAAAUGCUACUGUGCCGGCGACAAUGGACUGGAGACAGAAGGGAGCUGUAACUCCUGUCAAGGACCAAGGCCAAUGUGGAUGUUGUUGGGCAUUCUCAGCAGUUGCAGCCAUGGAAGGAAUUACUCAGCUUACAACUGGUAAACUAAUCUCUUUGUCUGAGCAAGAGCUGGUUGACUGUGAUGUCAAUGGUGAAGACCAAGGUUGUGAGGGUGGCUUGAUGGACAGUGCAUUUGAGUUCAUCAAUCAAAAUCAUGGACUUAGCACUGAGGCUAACUAUCCCUACACGGGGGAAGAUGGCACAUGCAAUGCUAAGAAGGAAGCAAGCCAUGCAGCCUCAAUUACUGGCCAUGAAGAUGUGCCUCCCAACGACGAAAGCGCCCUUCUCAAGGCCGUUGCUAAUCAACCUAUUUCUGUUGCCAUUGAUGCUAGCGGAUCUGACUUCCAGUUCUAUACGAGUGGUGUUUUCACAGGACCAUGUGGAACAAGCCUAGACCAUGGUGUUACUGCUGUUGGUUAUGGUGUCAGUGAUAAUGGGACUAAGUAUUGGUUGGUGAAGAACUCAUGGGGUGCACAAUGGGGUGAAGAAGGUUACAUAAGAAUGCAAAGAGAUGUGCCUGCACCGGAAGGUCUUUGUGGCAUUGCCAUGGAACCCUCAUACCCAACUGCAUAAACUACCAUUGAAGUAGAAACAAAGCCUAUAUCCUUAUGAUAUGUACAUGAACUUGUAUGUGAACUAAGAAACUAGAUAAGUAAGAAAACUAGCAAGUUUUAUCAUUAAA